ACGCCCCAGUAGCCCCCAGAAGCGAGAGCCGCGCGCUCGACUUCGCGCCAAAGUUCAACGCACGCUUCCGCGACGCGCGCGUUUUCCAGCACUGGAAAAACUGUUCCGAAUUCGAAUAUUUUAUUUUCGUUUUGCAACAUCGACACAUUAUUUUUCUUUUAUUUUAAUUUUGUAUUUUUUAAAUACAUAUUUCAAUUUUGUUCAACUAAAGUGAAAUAUAAAAAUCGUAACUUUUUUCAUAAGUACCUAGUUGUGUUUACAUAAUUAGUUAAAGUGACUAUUUAUAAAAUAUGUGACCUUACUAACGUUUAAAAGUAACAAAGCUUUUAAAAACCGAAAAGUGCAAUUAUGACGCCCUUUAAGUACGUAAUUUUAGUGAAUAUUUUAUGUGAAAUAAACAUUUCUGUGAUGGCUGAAAUGGAGCCAUCUGACAUUAUGGUUGCAGCCACUUCUGUAAUAUCUAACGACAUGGUGAUCAUCGCGGAAGACGUGUGCAGGGACCUGUUGAUUUAUUUGGACGAAGAGUCUGUUGAAAAUGUUGACGUCUGGUUACACAAAUGCAAAGAAAACUUCUCGAACGAAGCAGUACUACCAUUAAACCCACCACACAUACAACUGUGUAGACUGGAAGAUGUAGUACCGUUUAGAUUGUCACCGACUGAGGACCCCUGGCGUUUGGUGAUCUUAGUGCCUAACAAUGAGAACGUCACUGAUAUCACUAACUACAGUCUAAAGGAGAAAGACGAAUCCUAUGGUUCAAUGGUUACCGUGCCAGGUGGAAGCUAUACCGUUUGGACAACCACCCUCAACAGCCAAGGGGAGCAUUCACCCUGGCUGCGAGGUCCUGAGGUCUUGCCUUGGAAAUCUACCAAUGAGUAUUCGAUAAGCAAGGAGUUGCAAUUUGAAGAUAGUUCGAGGUCUACCGUCAGAGCUAAGUUUCAAUGGGACAGAAAUGAUGCUAGCACUGCGUGUUAUAAUGUAAUAUUUUCUUGUGAAAAUCGAGAGAUCAUUGACAAGACCGUAUGGCCAAACGUAAAGAACGAGAGAGGUUCCUGGGUGGUGAGAAAUCUCCCCGUAAAAGUACAGUGUGAAUUUCGUUUGUCCGACUGGCGAGGAAUCAAUAUCAUCGGGUACAAAACUGAUUGCCAAGAAGCAACAUGCUCAGAUAAAUCUGCAGAGCAAAUCAAAGCAAAUGACGAAACAAAUUCUCAAAUCGUUACUCUAAUGACGACUGGAGAAGAAAAUGCUCGAAUCGGUGCUGCAUUAGCUAUAGUUCAAGAAAAUGAACGUACAGAUACUAUAAUAGCUACUGAACAAGAAAGUGUUCAUACCGGUACUGCAAUAGCCACUGGCCAAGAAAACGCACAAACUGCAUCAGGUCAAGAAAAUUUUCAUCAUUCAGCGAUUGAAGCUUAUCGAAUAGUUACUGCAACGGCUACAAUCGCUCGGGAAGUAAAUAUUCUUGAUAUUGAACCUCAAAACGUUACCCUGAUGGCCACAGAGUCUGGUAACGGUUGGGACGUGACAGUGGGCUGGGUGCCCCCAAAGAUCAUACCUGAUAGAUACAAUGUGACGUUGGUGGGCCGUCAUGUCAGGAAGAGUGUGAAGGUUCCAGGGAAUGUAAAAGAAGCUAUCAUAAGAAACAUAGAAGACGAAGGCUUCUACUACGUCAUAAUUGAUGUAAUCGGCAAAAAUAGCAGUCGCACGAGCAGGAACGCCGUUUUUCCAGAGCGAUCAAACUUGACCGGCUUGAUAACGAGCGUGGCUGUGCUGUCCGCGAUUAUAUUCCUUGUGGGAUGUGUCAUGUUCCUGAGGAAGCGACGAGCUGACAAGCAGAAACGAUCACAUUUCCUGGAUUUAGACGAGAAGCCUUCAAAGGACACUCUGGAGACAUUCGACGUAGAAUCUUCCAGAACAGAGGAGUACUGGGAGGUGGGGUCCCGACGGCUGUUGCUGCAUGAGGUGGUGGGGGAGGGGGCCUUCGGAGUGGUCCGGCGCGGCACGCUGGCUGGCGAGGAAGUUGCCGUCAAGAUGCUCAAAGAUUUUCCAACGCAGGACGAGAUCCGUUCCUUCCACGCGGAGAUAGACCUGAUGCGGCUGAUGAAGACGGUGGGCAGACACGCGCACGUGCUCAACCUGGUGGAGUGCAGCGCGGGCCGCCGCCCGCUCAUACUCACCGAGUACUGCAGCGGCGGGGAUCUGCUCAGCUACCUCAGAUGUAUAUGGGACGUCAUGGUGUCCAAACGAAAAGCGAAAUAUUACAACAACAACAUUGAAUCUUGCGAGUACAGGAACGACUUAUUCAAGUGCAAAUUCGAAAGGCAACACUCCAAACUGGUCAUCAACAAGUUGUACGACCUCCAAGGAAUCUGCGACACUGAGUUGACUUCAAGAGAUUUGCUUUCCUUCUGUCGCCAAAUAGCUAUGGGAAUGGACUUUUUAGCGUCAAACAAAGUGGUUCACAGAGAUCUGGCUGCAAGGAAUAUUCUUGUAGCAAGGGAUAGAACGCUGAAAAUUGCUGAUUUCGGUCUCUCCAGAGACGUGUAUGAGGAGAACCAGUACAAGCAGAAAGGGAACGGAAAGAUACCUGUAAAAUGGAUGGCGUUGGAGUCUCUAGAACGGAAGAUAUACACCACUAAGAGCGAUAUAUGGUCGUUCGGCGUGGUAGUGUGGGAGAUCGUAACUGUAGGGGGCUCCCCGUACCCCGACGUGCCCCCCGCCAGGCUGCUGAGGUUCCUCCGCGAGGGGUACCGCAUGCAGAGGCCUAACAACUGCAGUAGGGAACUAUACGAGCUAAUGCUGUCGUGCUGGCACGUGCAGCCGAGCGCGCGGCCGUCCUUCAGCGCCCUCCACCGGCGACUGGACGAGCUGCUCAACUGCGCGUGCGCAAGCGACUAUCUAUCUCUGGAGAUGAUCGAGGACAGGCCUGUCACGCUCCGCAACAGAUACGUUAGAAUGAUCAAUGUCACCAUUUCAGAGAGAAAUUAGGCUGGUCCCGUACUGAAUGCUACUCGCAGCCGUGCCGGGCGGUGCCAGUCCACAACCACUACUCGUCGCCGCCCGCCGCGCCCUCUGCCGUCGCCUGAACACAACUCCAAACAUCAACUUAUUGGUUCUGAACUGAAAUUUGAGUUGAGUGUGUUGUCUUAAACAAGUCAAUUUAAACAUAAAUCGUGUUUAAAUUGACUUGUUUUUUAUCUUUGAAAUUCUCAUGUAGUCGAAGCCCGGCGCAUAGCUAGUUUAAGUGUUGUAUUAUUAAGAAAAAGAAUUUCACGACUAUGUAUAAGAAAAAUGAUUUUUAUUCGUAAAUAAUGUGCGGUAUAACAUAGAAAUUCAUCCUAUAAGUAAUUUUAUUUUAAUUUUUAAUUGCGACUCCAUAAUUCUUUGCCCUAGCAAUGUUGUACAAAUUGGAUGAGGGAAAUAUACCCCCUUUAAAUAUGCGAAUUACAGCUGCCAUGUGAAUAAUUUUUA
This is a messenger RNA of Plodia interpunctella (Indianmeal moth), 3471 nucleotides long. It is a transcript of the gene torso, whose product is annotated as tyrosine-protein kinase receptor torso-like. Lineage: Eukaryota; Metazoa; Arthropoda; Insecta; Lepidoptera; Pyralidae. The record is from RefSeq and is a predicted model, not a curated record. The transcript has 15 exons. Gene Ontology annotation, molecular function: transmembrane receptor protein tyrosine kinase activity; ATP binding. Gene Ontology annotation, cellular component: plasma membrane; signaling receptor complex. The coding region runs from base 349 to 2988 and encodes 879 amino acids. Gene Ontology annotation, biological process: cell surface receptor protein tyrosine kinase signaling pathway; protein phosphorylation; multicellular organism development.